Rotaria sp. Silwood2 is the source of this 795-nucleotide messenger RNA. The record is from the annotation of a GenBank genome assembly. Lineage: Eukaryota; Metazoa; Rotifera; Eurotatoria; Philodinida; Philodinidae.
AUGGAAUAUUCAUGCGUUGGAUUAAAUGAUUUACCUGAUGAAAUUCUUAUGAUUAUUUUUAAAAAAAUGAGCAAUCUUGAAGUACUUUAUUCUUUACAACGUGUCACUCAACGACUAAAUAAAAUUGUUCAUGAUUCAAUUUUUACAAGUCGUUUGACUUUUGUCAAAUGGUUGUCACAUAAUUUUAUCGAUCUAUUUUGUUGUAAUAUGAUACUUGUUCGAUUUUGUUUACAAAUUUUACCUGAAAUUCACGAUAAAAUCAAAUGGCUUGAUCUUGAAUCAUCAUCCAUGAAACAUGUUUUACGUGCUACCGAUUAUCCUAAUUUACAUACUCUCGGCCUUUAUAAUAUUAACGAAGAGUUAGCUCAAUGUCUUUUUACUGAUGAAACUCUUUCAUCUGGUGUUUUCAAACAUCAGAUUACAACAUUUUCACUUACAAUUGAUAAUAAUAAGGAGACGGUAGAUACAGUUGUAAACAUAUGCGAUUAUAUAUUGAAUGUUUUCACCAAUCUAAUUUAUUUAAUAUUUUAUGAAUCAUCGUAUAAAAAUCGUGUUCGAUUAUUUUUUGAUGAUCCACCUCCUCCUACUUUUCGUUCUUCAACUCUUCUGAAAUUGAAUGUUAGAUUACAAUGUUUUGCUGAUUGUCUUUUUCUUCUCGAUGGCCGCUUUAGUCAACUUCACACACUCUAUUUUGUUUUGGUUAAUCUUCAUCGUACACAAUUAAUUGAAAAACCAGUCAUUUUUACAAGAAAGCCCUCUAUGUGGUCAAAUAACAAAACAAAUUUUGUUUUUUAG